Molecule: messenger RNA, 1602 nt
Organism: Cannabis sativa
Lineage: Eukaryota; Viridiplantae; Streptophyta; Magnoliopsida; Rosales; Cannabaceae
Product: laccase-17-like
Exons: 5
Coding region: 1-1503 (500 amino acids)
Biological process (GO): lignin catabolic process
Cellular component (GO): apoplast
Molecular function (GO): copper ion binding; hydroquinone:oxygen oxidoreductase activity
Source: RefSeq, a predicted model, not a curated record
AUGGGUGAAGCCCAAUAUGAAAUUUGGCAUGGUAUUAGGCAACUUCAAAGUGGGUGGGCCGAUGGGCCUGGAUAUGUGACCCAAUGCCCAAUACAAACUGGGCAGAGCUUUGUGUAUAAUUUCACAGUUGUGGAUCAAAGAGGCAGCUUUUUCUGGCAUGCCCACACAUCAUGGCUAAGAGCUACUCUCUAUGGUCCCAUAAUUAUUCUCCCAAAGAAAAGUGGCCCUUCUUACCCAUUUCCUAAACCCUACAAACAAGUUCCACUCAUCUUUGGAGAAUGGUGGAAUGCAGAUACAGAAGCAGUUAUUGACUAUGCUUUGAUUAAUGGUGGAGGCCCAAAUGUGUCAGAUGCCUAUACCAUAAAUGGGCUUCCAGGCCCAUUGUAUAAUAGCUCAACUGAAGAUACAUUCAAGUUGAAGGUGAAGCCAGGAAAAACCUAUCUUCUCCGUUUGAUAAAUGCUGCACUUAAUAAUGAGCUAUUUUUCACUAUAGCAAACCACACAAUGAAAGUGGUCGAUGUUGAUGGUGUUUAUGUCAAACCUUUUGAAACUGAUGCUGUUAUCAUAGCCUCAGGACAAUCCACAAAUGUUAUUCUCAAUACAAAAUCUGAGUACCCAAAUGCCACAUUCCUCAUGAUUAUUAGGCCAUUUUCACCAGGUCACCCCUUUGACAAUACCACAUCUGCAGGAAUCUUAGAAUAUGAAUUUCCUAACCCAAACCUUACAAUCCCAUGGCACAAACUUCAACUCAUGAAUCCAUCAGUCUUGCAUGACCAAAAUGACACUUCAUUCGCUACAAAAUUUAGCAACAAACUUCGUAGUUUAGCCAAUUCACAGUUCCCAACUAAUGUACCUAAAAAAAUUGAUAAACAUUUUCUCUUCACAGUUGGGCUUGGAACUAGUCCAUGCCAACAUAACAAAACAUGUCAAGGCCCAAAUGGGGCAAAAUUUGCUUCAUCAGUGAACAAUAUUUCUUUUGUACUUCCAACCACUACUUCACUCCUUCAAGCCCAUUUUUUAGGUCAAUCUAAAGGGGUUUAUAGUCCUGAUUUUCCUAGUGUUCCCCUUUUCCCAUUUAAUUAUACAGGAAAUCCACCAAAUAACACAAUGGUGGAAAUUGCAACAAAAGUUGUGGUUCUUCCAUUUAACACUAGUGUGGAGUUGGUGUUACAAGAUACAAAAAUUAUUCAUUCUGAAAGACACCCUUUUCAUCUCCAUGGAUAUAAUUUCUUUAUAGUUGGACAAGGGUUUGGAAAUUUUAAUCCAAAUGAAGACCCUAAAAACUUCAAUUUAUUUGACCCUGUGGGAAGAAACACUGUGUGUGUUCCUUCUGGUGGAUGGAUUGCUUUAAGAUUUGUAACAGAUAAUCCAGGUGUAUGGCUCAUGCAUUGUCACUUGGAGGACCAUGCAAGUUGGGGUAUGAUGAUGGCUUGGGUAGUCUUAGAUGGAAAGUUGCCUAAUCAAAAAUUACUUCCUCCACCAAAUGAUCUUCCCAAAUGUUAAAUUUUACUAUUUCUAAGAAUUUUGUGAUCCACUUUAAUUUAAUUUUUUUUUUUAAAAAAAAAAUUCAACAUUGUUUGAUGGGUUUUAUUUCAAUAGUUG